AUUUUCUGAAUAGAUUGGCUGGACUAACUGGUACACGCAUAUAAAAAACUAUGGCAGCAAACUAUUGCGAACCAUGCACUGCACGUGGUUUGACUCCUACAGCAUUUCGAUGGUGUUCCGAAUGCGAUGAAGCACUGUGUUCUGAAUGUACAGAGGCCCACAAAGUUCAAAAAAUUACUCGAAAUCACCAUUUGGUAGAGACAAGUAAAAUACCAGAAAGAAUUAAUCUAUCCUAUAAUUGUUCAAAGCAUGAACACUUACCAUUGGACUUUUUUUGUGUAAAUCAUGAUGUAAUGUGUUGUCAAGAAUGUUUGCCCCAAAAUCACAGAUCAUGCAAAAACGUCACAUCCAUUGACCUGGCAUCAAAAAAUUCAAAACAAUCGCAGUCGUUCAUUGAUUUUGAAGAACACCUGAGCUUUGUUAUCGAGGCUUUAUAUAAGUUGAACAGCAAUUGCAAGGAAAACGACAAUCGAAUAGAACAACAAGAGACGAAAAUUCGAAAACAAAUAGAGAAAAUAAAAGAACACAUUAUCAAACAAUUGGAAUCUUUAGAGGAAUCGCUUCUAAAAGACCUAACCGUAAUCAAAGACAAAAUCAUAACCAGGUUGAAACGACAGGAAAAAGAUAUAGGUGACUUGAUUACAUCCUCAAAAGCUGAAAAGGAGUCUUUGGAAUUUGUAAGAGAUCAUGGUUCUGAAAAACAAGCGUUUGUUUCAAUUCAUUCAUCCAAACCAGUCUUAGAUGAAAUUGAAAACAAAGUUAAGCAGCUAUCCGAAUCGUUGGCAUACACCAGUCUUACGUUCGUCGAAAGCGUCUCAAAGGAAAAAAUAACAGAUCUCGGAUCAAUAGAAUUAACGGAAACACCUUGUUCCUUUCCAUUUGUCCCAUUCAAGCAGUGCCAGUCACAGGUUCCAGUCGUUUUAAAGCGCCCUAGCACCUCUUACACCUAUCUCCACGACAUUGACACGAAAGGAGAUGAUUUGAAAGGAGUAACUGGCAUCACGAUAUCAGACAAUAACACAUUAAUUUUCUGUGAUGUAAAUGCUGGAAAGAUUUAUUUUUGUGAUGACACCGAUAACUUCUUAUCAUCUAUCAGCUCUCCUUUUAAACCAUGGAAUAUAGCAGCCAUACCAGGAACAACUACUGCUGUAAUGUCUGGUAGAACUGAUCCUUACGUACGGUUCUUGGAUAUAACAAAACGGAGGCUUUCAAAAAAAGUAAAAGUGGGACAGAGUGGAAGUGGUAGUAUUGCUGUUACCAAAGAUAACAUAUUCGUAACAAUUAAAGGAAAGAUACAGGUUCUAGACUUGAGUGGAAAGGUUAAAAGAAUAAUUAGUCUAAAACAUGAACAGGCUAUAAAUUGGUACAUUUCUGUUUGCCAAAAUGGGAACAUUUGUUAUUCAAGUGGAAAUGCAGUUCAUUGCAUUACAUCAGUUGGGUGUCCUGUUUUUUCCUAUAGUUCCUCUGAUCUUCUUUAUGCACGAAAUGCAAUAACAGAUGAUGCUGACAACAUAUACGUCUUGGAUUGCGAAUCAAGUAACAUACAUAAACUUACAUCUACUGGAAAUUUAGUUGACAUUUUAUGGGACGAAAGUUUGUCCGAACCUUAUGUAUUUUGUUUUAGUAAGGACUUUUCUAAAAUCUACAUUGCAAAUAAAAAGGGAAGAACAGUGUCAGUAUUCAAGAAAAACUAGUACCUGCAAUAUUUGUAUGUUUAUUUUUUAAACAUGAUUUUAGGGCACUUAGCAAUUUCCAUAAUAUUUUUACAGAACUGUUUAAAGAAUAAUAGUUUUUUUCCCUUUUACUUAUAAGGUUUAACUGUUUUAUAAUGUUUGCAUUGUGUAUAUUGUUGUAUUGUUCAUUUGGUUGUCGACCAAGUUCGAGACCAUCUCCGCGCGAAAUUCAAAAUUUCAUAUUCUUAUGGCCAUCUGGUUUCAAUUUCGGGACAGUGACGUCUGCAUAUAAUACACUGAUUUAGCGAUGGUAGAUAACUAUACUUCCAAACUUGAUUUUUAGACAAAUUUUGGUGUCAAAAAUUUCGUUAAUAGCAAAGUUUGACACAAGGUUUGUUUUAGUUUUUAUUAUAGAGAUCUAAUAACAUAAACGGUACCAAUUGUUUUGCACCAGAUGCGCAUUUCGACAAUCAAUGUCUCUUCAGUGAUGCUCGAGGCCAAAAUAUUUGAAAACCCAAAGCUUAUUAAAAAGAUGAAGAGCUAUAAAACAAAAAAGGACAAAUAAGUAUAAACAAAGCCGGACAAGGAAUCAGAGCUUUGCAUGAGGGAGAUAUAUUCCUUAAUUUUUAAUAAUUUCAAAAAUUUUGUAACAGCAAAUUUUAAUAACACAAAAUCCGUAUUUUCAUGCCAGUACCGAAGUACUGGCUACUGGGCUGGUGAUGCCCUCGGGGACUAUCAGUCCACCAGUAGAGGCAUCGACCCAGUGGUAAUAAUAACAUCAACGGUACCAAUUUUUCUGCAUCAGAUGCGCGUAUCGACAAUCAAUGUCUCUUCAGUGAUGCUCGAGGCCAAAAUAUUUGAAAACCCAAAGCUAUAAACCAAAAAAGGAAAAAAGUAUAAACAAAGCCGGACAAGGAAUCAGAGCUUUGCAUGAGGGAGACAUAUUAAAUAUACGACUUGUUAUUGAAAAAUUCAAUUCCAAUAAGGGUAUAAAUUUAUUUAAAAUCUAAAACUGAAUACAAAUAUUGAUGGGUAUUUCGAAUUCAUGUCUUCCAAAGAAAAAAAUUUUCCUGAAAAAAGGUUUGCCUACAUGUACUUGUUCAAAUAAAGUUUGUUCAUUC
This is a messenger RNA of Mytilus californianus (California mussel), 2794 nucleotides long. RefSeq lists its product as uncharacterized. The transcript has 2 exons. Bases 51 to 1694 code for a protein of 547 amino acids. The record is from RefSeq and is a predicted model, not a curated record. Lineage: Eukaryota; Metazoa; Mollusca; Bivalvia; Mytilida; Mytilidae. Gene Ontology annotation, molecular function: zinc ion binding.